This is a messenger RNA of Bombina bombina (fire-bellied toad), 429 nucleotides long. Its product is annotated as protein LDOC1-like. The coding region runs from base 1 to 429 and encodes 142 amino acids. Lineage: Eukaryota; Metazoa; Chordata; Amphibia; Anura; Bombinatoridae. The record is from RefSeq and is a predicted model, not a curated record. The transcript has a single exon.
AUGGAUCCAGCAGACCUGCCCCAAAUUGUCUACAACCUAUCACAACGAGUAGAUCAACUCAGUCAAAGUUUAAGGGAUUUUCCAGUGGAGAAUGAGACCCUUAGGAAGGUCAUUAGAGACACUGUUUCAGGGAAAAUACUCUCUACUGAUAACACUCCAGAACCACACAUAGCACCACCAGAACCGUUCCAAGGAGACAGGAGCCUAUAUCGGCAAUUCAAAAAUGCCUGUCUACUGACCUUCAAUCUAAAACCUAAGACUUACUCUAACGAUAGAAUGAAGGUUUUAACUCUGAUAACCUAUCUCAGAGGAGAACCCCACAUAUGGGCGGACACCCUCUAUGAAACAGAUAACCCGGUGCUAUCCUCCUUAAAUUCAUUCCUUGCAGUAAUGGAUGAACUUUACAACUUACUGCUGAAGGAAAGAUGA